GGGGAAACUGAAGAGUCCACUUUUACAUUCUCACCUGCUCUUCAAAUUCAUUUUCCUGGGCGAAAACAAAGAGAAAUGAACUCUAUUAGCCACAAGAGAAAAUCCAUGGACAAAGAAGGAGAACAUGUUCAUGAUGAUGAUGAUAAAGUGAACAUCAAAGUUGUAAGUCAGGGUACUGUGACCUCCGAGACUUUCUUCACAAUCAGAAAGAAGUGUCGGUUGUACAAGCUCUUGCACAGAUUUUGUGAGCACCAAAACGUUGAUUAUAGGAAUAUGGAAUUUCUCUACAAUGGCAAGCGCAUUUCUCCAAAACACACUCCUCACUCACUGAAGAUGGAAGAUGGUGACCACAUUGAUGCAAUGAUGCAUGCUGAUGGUGGUGGUGCAUUUUGACUGCAUAUGAAUCUUGACUCUCUGAUGACAAUUGUCACUCUCUUUGGCUUCUAUCUUAUUAGUUGCAGUUUUUAGUUUUCAUAUGUUAGGCUUCAGAGUGCUAGUUGUGUUGAUGACAAAAGUCCUAUUUUCUAAAACUUAAGUUAGACAUUUUAAUAUGCUAAAUGCUUCCAUUAGCGAAUCAACAUGUUUAUUUUCUUCUUUUAUGUUAAAAAUGCUGAAGAAUCAAGGUUUUUCA
Humulus lupulus (European hop) is the source of this 631-nucleotide messenger RNA. RefSeq names its product small ubiquitin-related modifier 2-like. Gene Ontology annotation, cellular component: nucleus. The transcript is spliced from 3 exons. Lineage: Eukaryota; Viridiplantae; Streptophyta; Magnoliopsida; Rosales; Cannabaceae. The record is from RefSeq and is a predicted model, not a curated record. Gene Ontology annotation, biological process: protein sumoylation. Bases 76 to 393 code for a protein of 105 amino acids. Gene Ontology annotation, molecular function: protein tag activity; ubiquitin-like protein ligase binding.